UGCGCUCCCGAGUCGCGUUACUCGGCGGCCGCCGCUCUUGGGUCUUCGUGCGUGCCGGCUGUUUCAAGCAUCAAAACAAACUCCUCGCCCGCGAUCAGCCCGGAGCAUAUCGAAUAAUCUAGCCGACGUACACACGCCAGCAGCACGACAUGAGCCGCAGGAAAAGAGCGAAGGUGGAAUACAGAGAAAUGGAGGAAAAGUAUAAUCAGUUGGAGGAUGAGAAUGCCUCGGACACGUCGGAGAAAUCGAAAACUGGCCUCGUGACACCCGAGAAGAAGGCGCCCAUGGAGGUGAAAAAGGAAUCCGAGUCCGCAGUGCCUGCUCCUGUACCUUCUGUCUCGAAAACUGAGGUGAAGGAAGAGGAUGAUCAGGAUAGCGGCCACGAAGAUCCACAUGUGAAGGAAUUGUUAAAUGGAUUGGAAGGCGCAGCCUUUCAAAGCCGUCUUCCCUUCGAUAAAUUGACAUCCACCGAGGCCGCGUGUUUCCCGGACAUCUCCAGUGGACCACCGCAGACGCAGAAAGUGUUCUUACAUAUUAGGAAUAGACUUUUGCAAAUUUGGCUGGAGAAUCCGAAACAGCAGUUGAUCGUUGAAAAUGCAUUGCCGCAAAUUGAAUCGCCUUAUAAUAGUGAUAUGGUGCUCGCUCGUAGGAUUCAUGCCUUCUUGGAGCGACAUGGUUUCAUAAACUUUGGAAUUUUUAAACGUCUUAAGCCCUUACCAAGCAAAAAAUUAGGUAAAGUUAUUGUGAUAGGGGCUGGUAUUGCUGGAUUGGCAGCAGCUCAACAAAUGCAACAAUUCGGUUUAGAAGUAAUUGUGUUGGAAGCUAGAGAUCGCGUCGGUGGACGAAUCGCUACGUUUCGUAAAUCAAAUUAUAUCGCGGAUUUGGGAGCCAUGGUGGUCACGGGUCUAGGUGGAAAUCCUGUUACGACUCUUAGUAAACAAAUUAAUAUGGAACUCCAUAAGAUACGGCAAAAGUGUCCGUUGUAUGAAAGCGACGGCCAAACGGUCCCUAAAGAUAAAGAUGAAAUGGUCGAAAGAGAAUUCAACAGAUUACUGGAAGCGACCUCUUAUCUUUCGCAUCAACUGGAUUUCAAUUACGUAAAUAGCGGAGGAUCUGGAGGGCAAGGUAGUAAUGCGCGUCCAGUGUCUUUAGGUCAGGCGUUAGAAUGGGUAAUACGUUUACAAGAACAAGGCGUAAAGCAGCGUCAAGUGGCGCAUUUGCGUUCUGUACUCUCGUUGCAAGGACGGUUAAUCACCAAUCAGCACAGAAUGAUCUCUAUUAUGGAUCGUUUAAUGGAAUUGAAUAAGCAAUACAAGGAAAUGACAGAGAGUAAAUUACCAAGUCGAGAUAUAACGCAGGAAUUCGUGCUCCGGUCUAAGCUGCGUGAUCUCCACAAUGCUUGCAAGGAGUGGGAUCAGUUAUCAGAUCAGCAAAAGGAAAUCGAAGCGAAAUUACAAGAGUUAGAGGCAUCACCGCCUAGCGACGUCUACUUAUCGUCCAAGGAUCGGCAGAUACUGGAUUGGCAUUUUGCAAACUUGGAGUUUGCCAACGCAACGUCCUUGUCAAACUUGAGUUUGAAACACUGGGAUCAAGACGACGAUUUCGAAUUUACCGGAAGUCACCUAACUGUUCGCAACGGUUAUUCUUGCGUACCUGUUGCUCUCUCGGAAGGACUUGAUAUUCGAUUGAACACAGCUACCAGGAUGGUGCGAUAUAUGCCAAAUGGCGUAGAAGUAUGGGCCUCACCCUCCCGCAGUCAGCACACAAAUCACACCGUUUAUAAGGCGGACGCCGUCCUGGUUACACUACCCCUUGGUGUCCUCAAGACUUCCGCACCACCUUCCGGAGUCAACUUCAAUCCGCCGCUUCCGGACUGGAAGGCUCAGGCCAUUCAACGGCUCGGCUUUGGCAAUUUAAAUAAGGUAGUGCUGUGCUUCGAGCGCAUUUUCUGGGAUCCAACGGCCAAUUUGUUCGGCCACGUGGGAAGUACCACCGCGUCGCGCGGCGAGCUCUUCCUGUUCUGGAACUUAUACAAGGCGCCGGUCCUGCUGGCCCUCGUCGCCGGUGAAGCGGCUUGCGUAAUGGAAAAUGUCAGUGACGAUGUUAUCGUCGGCCGUUGCAUCGCCGUACUGAAGGGUAUUUUCGGGAACCAGGUGGUGCCACAGCCGCGCGAAAGCGUCGUGACGAGGUGGCGGGCGGAUCCCUGGGCGCGGGGCUCCUACAGCUUCGUCUCGGUCGGCAGUUCCGGCAGCGAUUACGAUCUCCUGGCGGCACCCGUGUCACCGCCGCACCUGCUCAAUCAACCCCCGCUGCAGCCGAGGGUGUUCUUCGCAGGGGAGCACACUAUACGGAAUUAUCCAGCCACCGUGCACGGCGCGUUCCUCAGCGGCCUCCGUGAGGGUGGACGUAUAGCCGAUCAACUCUGUGGAAGUCCUUACGCGCCACCAACAAUGGCAGCUUCCGUUCCGCCAUCGACUGGGAUCACGCCAGCUAAUACCGGCAGCAGUUCGACGCCUUAAUGUUUCCACAUCGACUCUGCGAGCGAAGGAAGUCCGUGGUUGACCUUGCACGAGGAAGCUCUUCCUCGAGGCUCUACCGGAAAGAGAUACAAAUUCCCUGCGAUAAUUGCGAGUCAUGCGACAACUUGACGACCCGUUAGUUUGCCAUUAUUUCCGCAAUUGACAUGUGAUCAAUUUUCGAAGCAUCACUCAACUCGUUGCGAUUAAGUUCGAUUGAAAAAAUUAGCUCGAAACGGCAUUCGAUGAUUUUUAUACGCUCAAUUUUGCAUAACAUAUUAUAUUCGUCGAAUAUAUGUUACAUGUAUACGUGUAUGUAUACGUAUAUGCAAGUAUACAGCUCAAAUAUUUCAUUUAUCGUCAUUAUCAUUAUUCAUAUUCGUAUAUGUUCUUCUUAUAUAAUAAGUAAUGCUCCUCAUUACGGUUUCCCAAUUUUUUAAAUGUAAUUAUGCUUCCAUUAUUGACUUUAUCCAGCAUGAUUUGUGUCGAUUCACGUGGUUCGUUGCAUGUUUCCUUGUAACUUUGUACUCUUCUAUAAUUAAUAAGUAUUACUAUUAAUAUAAGUAUAUAUUGAAAUGGAAUAAAUACAAAAUAAACGAAGCGAUACUCUCAAAAUUGUGUAUAAAUUGUUUAUCAAUAUGAAAUGUAUUGCAAAAUGCUAUGAAGACGAAUUAUUUUGUGGCACAGUAUUACUUCGAUGGUAGAACGAACUGAAUAUAAUAAAAAUCUAAUUAUAUUCAUAUCAUGUUUGAUGUAGUAGAGAACGAAUUCACGUACACACGUGUGCGGUUUUUUAUGUAAUAUUAUUUUAUCAUGUACAUAUACAUAUAUACUAUGUAUACAUAUGUAUGUACGUAUAUGAUAAUUUCCAAAAUUUAAGUUUAUGAAAAUUGAUAGUCGAUAUAUGAUAGCUAUUGAAAUUUCGCCAGAUAUUCGUUGCAUUUAAUUUUAUACGCUUGAAUUAUUUUUAUCUCCAUAACGAGUGACUUUUAGGUUAUAAUCAAAUGUAAUUAUUAUAAAGUACGAUAUCACAGUUAUAAAUUUAUGAUAAAUUACAUUUUAAAGUAUUAUAUCGAAUGUAAUGUAUUGCAUUCCUGCGCAAAAUAAAGUGCAUACGUAUUUUUAUUUUAUUGUCGAAACCCUUUAUUUGACUACAGAAAAAGACGUAAUUACAGAUGUCUAGAAGUACAAUUAUAAAACUGUGUUACAGAUCUAAUUAUAAGAUUUAGCGCAUGUAUGUAACGGAGGAUUUAUAUAUAUUAAGAUGAAAAUAAUUGUAAUAUACGUAUAUACACAUAACGUUAAUAUCUAAUGGGAGUUAAUUUUUUGUGUCUGAAUUCUUUAUAUUUAUAUGGAAUUUUUAUUGAAUAUAAAUUUGCACCGCGGCACGAGAUCAAUGCACAUUAAUGCAGCGUCGUUAGAACAUAGGGCAGCGUUUAUUCGUGUAUCUAUAACGCGUUGAUAAAACUCGCUUCAUCUCGAUUUAUGUUAAUUGCCCGAAA
Vollenhovia emeryi is the source of this 4018-nucleotide messenger RNA. RefSeq names its product lysine-specific histone demethylase 1A (gene Su(var)3-3). NCBI's taxonomy places the organism in Eukaryota, Metazoa, Arthropoda, Insecta, Hymenoptera, Formicidae. Gene Ontology annotation, cellular component: nucleus. Gene Ontology annotation, molecular function: oxidoreductase activity; protein binding; flavin adenine dinucleotide binding. The transcript has 14 exons. The coding region runs from base 150 to 2519 and encodes 789 amino acids. The record is from RefSeq and is a predicted model, not a curated record. Gene Ontology annotation, biological process: regulation of DNA-templated transcription.